GCCUCCGCCUCCCUCCGGGCGCUCAAACCAGCCAGACCAGCUUUCCCGGUGCCGCCCUGGGCCCCCUCCCGCCAGCCGGGUCCCAGCGUCCCAUCCAUCCGGGACACCUUCAGGCGGCGGUGAGCGGUCCCGCGCUGCGCUCGGGCAGAGUGUGCUCCUGGGCGGACAUGGCCUUGCAGAGCCAGGCUUGGGCUCCGGCCACACCCAUACCGGUGGCCGAGAGCUCCCUCUACCGACAGCGGCUGGAGGUCAUCGCCGAGAAGCAGCGGCUGCAGGAGCAGAUCCGCGCGGCGCGCCGCGAGCUGGAAGAGGAGAAGCUCCGCGUGCAACGGCUCAAGAGGAAAUCCCUGCGCGAGCGCUGGCUGAUGGACGGCACUUCUGAGGGGCCAGAUCAGCCCGGGGACCCUGCAGCCCAGGACCCCCAAUCUCCCGAGGGCCAGGCCCAGGCUCGCAUCCAGAACCUGGAGGACAGCUUGUUCACACUCCAGUCCCAGCUCCAGCUGCUGCAAAGCGCGUCCACAGGUGCCCAGCACCGGCCGCAGGGCAGGCCCUCCUGGCGCAAACAGGGUCACCGUCCUCUCUCCCAGCCCAUCAUGGAGGCAGUUUCUGCAGGCCAGGCGGAUGUGGACAAGAGAGCUUCCCUGCCGAUGGGGCCCAUGGGUUUGUCCCCAGAGUCCCACUCUGAGCCCUUGGAGGGGGCCCCAAGGCAGGUACCUGGAGCAGGCGAGUCCCCUCAAGAAGCCAAUGGCCCCUGCUCAGGGCCCAGCCCACCUCUGGAGCAGCGGCGGAGCCCAGGGACAGGGACCAAGGCAGAGGGGGGCAUGGUGAAGGCCAAAGGAGGGGAUGUGGUAGAGGUGGUGUGGGAGGGGCUCAGGGGGCCCCAGGACUGUGCCAUGAGUGCCACUGGCCCCGAGCUGGAGGCCAGGGUAGAGCAGGUGGUGCUUGAAGCCAUGGGAGACAGACAGGGGCCUGGCAGCCCUGAGCUCCCAGCCUGGGUGAGGGAGGACAGAGGCAUUGUGGAAGUGGUCUGGGAGGGGCUAGGAGGCAGUGACCCCGAGGCCCUGGAGGAGGUGGGCAGUGGUGACCCAGGGCUCCAGGAGCGCUUGGGGGGCACGGGGUCCAGUGCCAGGGAGCCUGACAGGCAGGGGAGACCUGGGGGGGAUGAGGGCUCUUUCAUCUGGGUGGAGAGGGUAACAGUCAGUGAGGACUGGGAGGAGCUGCUAAUGGAGGGCUUAGAGGGCCCUCUGGGGAGCAGGGAGGCUGUCAAGGGACCACCAGGGACAGAUGGAGGAGGUGGUGGAGACACAUGGGCUGCAGAGAAGAGGAGGGCAGAGGGGCCUGCGGAAGCUGGGGAGAAAGGGGCUGAGGAGAGCCAGGGGACAGAGUGGGGCAGAGCAGAGAGGCUGCCAGAGGGGACAAGUACAGGAAGGCAGGCAUCCUCAGAGCUAGAGGGGACAGUAGAUGAGCAGAAAGAGGGAGUCGAGAAGCUGGAUGUGGAUGGGCCUCUGAGGGCAGAGAAGGGACACAUAGAGAAGCCAGGAGUAGAGAUGGAAGGAACUGUGGGAGCGGAGGAGGAGAGAAGCGAGGGGAGGGCAAAGGAGAAAGCUGAGGAGCCAGCAGGUCCAGAGAGAGCAGGCAAAGAGAGGUCUCUGGAAGCAGAGAGAGGAGGGGGGGAAGAGCGAGAGGCUGGGGGACUGGGAGGGGAGGAGCCCCUGAGAGUAGAGGAGAAAGGUAGCAAUGAAGAGCCAGGGAUCACUGAAGAACUCUUGGCGACAGAGGGGACAGGUGGUGAGGAGCCAUCAGAGGCAGAAAGGACAGGGGGUGAAGAGCCUGUAGUGACAAAAAGAAAGGAAGGUGAAGAACUGUUGGGGGCAGAGAGGACAGGAGAUGAGAAACCAUUGGUCACAGAGAUGACAGGAGGUGAGGAGCUGUCAGAGGCAGAAAGGAUAGGAGAUGAGAAGUCAUUGGUGACAGAGACAACAGGAGAUGAGGAGCCUAUGGUAACCAAGAAAAAAGAAGAUGAGGAGCUGUCAGAGGCAGAAAGGACAGGAGAUGAGAAGCCUUUGGUGACAAAGACGACAGGAGGUGAGGAGCUGUCAGAGGCAGAAAGGACAGAAGGUGAGGAGCCCGUGGUGACCAAAAGAAAAGAAGGUGAGGAACUGUUGGGAGCAGAGGGGACACCUGGGGGCCGGGACUUGCACAGUGCAACAGAACAGAGGGAAGCGGGGGAGGGAAGUGAAUCCCAAGCCGAGGAGGGAAGCGAGACGGAGGCACCCCUGGGGGUCACACAGGAGCUGGCACCAGAGCUGGAGGUCACAGAGAAGCAAGAAGGCUCCCCAGAAGAGGAGGGGGGAGCACCCCAACCUCCUGCUGAGGCACAGGGCCCUCCUGGGGAUGCCACUUCACUCCUGACAGAGACCCCAGCCCCAGACCAGCCCACUGAGAGCCAGCCACUGCUUCUGCGAGAGGGACCCAGCACCAACCCCAGUGCCCACCCUGCACCCACCUAUGCCCCCACCCGGCAGCCUGAACCCACCUCCCAUGCUGAGGCUAAGGAAGCGAGUGGCCCCAAGCAGAAGACGUGCCAGUGCUGUGCGGUGAUGUGAGCCUGCGCCGCGCCCCACCCAGUGCCUCUCACAGCUACCUCGCCUCCUGGCAUCCAGCAGAGGGUCCCGGGCGCAGACAGGUCACCACAGGACUGGCCGUGGCACCCAGCAGCCAGCCGGCCCACCCUGCCUAUGCCUGGGCUUCCAGACCCCUUGCCCACUGCCUGUGACUCCGCCUCCCUUCUGUGACCAAGCCUUUAUACUUGAAAAUAAAAUGUUUAAACACUCAA
Molecule: messenger RNA, 2836 nt
Organism: Octodon degus (degu)
Lineage: Eukaryota; Metazoa; Chordata; Mammalia; Rodentia; Octodontidae
Gene: Palm3
Product: paralemmin 3
Exons: 7
Coding region: 168-2606 (812 amino acids)
Biological process (GO): negative regulation of cytokine-mediated signaling pathway; regulation of cell shape; Toll signaling pathway
Cellular component (GO): membrane
Source: RefSeq, a predicted model, not a curated record